Nannizzia gypsea CBS 118893 is the source of this 4005-nucleotide messenger RNA. Its product is annotated as histone-lysine N-methyltransferase. Gene Ontology annotation, molecular function: nucleic acid binding; histone H3K4 methyltransferase activity; protein binding. The record is from RefSeq and is a predicted model, not a curated record. The transcript is spliced from 2 exons. Lineage: Eukaryota; Fungi; Ascomycota; Eurotiomycetes; Onygenales; Arthrodermataceae. Bases 1 to 4005 code for a protein of 1334 amino acids. Gene Ontology annotation, cellular component: Set1C/COMPASS complex.
AUGUCACGCGCCUCCGCCGGCUUUGCAGAUUUCUUCCCAACGGCGCCCUCAGUCCUGCAGAAGAAGCGCAGCAGCAAGGCCCUGGCCGGCCAGGAGAGCACCAGCAGCAGCAGCAGGCCCAAGAGCAGGUCGGCCGUCUCUGACUUCUUCGCGGAGGAGCAGCAUCAGCACGACCAGGACCAGCAUGGUGGUGGAGGGGCCUCGUCGACAGCAACCUCCACGGCAGACGCAACACCGACCGCUGAGCAGCCGGAGACAGCUAUCACGCCCAUAGACUCGUACUACGCGGCUGCGUCUUCGUCGUCUUCUUCUUCUACGGCUGCGGCGGCGGCGUCGACGGCUAAUGGCGUGGGCGCUGCGAGGGUAGGCUCUUCAAGCUCCACGGCCACAGAGUCGUCCGCCGCGGCCACCACGCUCAACGGCAUGUCCACCACCUACGCCCUCACGCCUCUGACAAACACCGACUCCUCGCCGCCGCGCAAGUCCGGCAGCCCGAUGCUCUCUUCGCGGCUCGCGGACUCGGAGCAGUCUACUUCUUCUACGUCUUCUUCUUCCGCCGUUGAGUAUGAGAAAAACCACGCCAAGGCCGCCAGUCGGCUCCCUCCUCCUGCAAGGGGCUACAAGCUCCUCUACGACCCGGACCUGGACAAGAAGCCUCCUGCGUCCAAGGACAAGCGCCGGAAACCUCAGUACGCUCCCUUUGGCGAAGGCGAGGCCGCUGACGCCGCUGCUGCUUGCAUGGAAACCGAACAUAGUCGAUCUCUCCCCCCGGCAGACCCCCGGAGAGCCAUACCAAACUACACCCGCGGCGCCGCCAGCAAGCAAAAGACAAAGUACAGGCCGGCUCCUUACACACUCAAGCCAUGGGCCUACGAUCCAGCUACCUCUAUAGGGCCCGGUCCGCCCACCCAGAUCGUCGUCACCGGCUACGAUCCCCUCACCACCGUGGCUCCCAUCAGCGCCCUCUUCUCCAGCUUCGGUGACAUCGCGGAGAUAGACAACAGGACAGAUCCCACCACGGGCCGUUUUCUAGGUGUCUGCUCCAUUACGUACAAGGACAGCAGGUCUCUGCGCGGUGGCUCCCCGCUUACAGCUGCCCAGUCCGCCCGGAGAGCUUACCUCGAGUGCAAGAAGGAACAGCGCAUCGGAACUCGGCGCAUCAGAGUAGAGCUCGACCGGAAUUCCGCUGCUUGCAACCGUAUCGUCGCGAAGCUCAUUGCUCUACAAAAACAGGAACAGCUAGCUGUCUUUGAACAACAACAACAACAAUUACAGCAGCAGCAGCAACAGCAGCAACAGCAGAAUAGUACUGAUGCAGCUAGCGGCAAGAAAUCCGACAAGUCUGCUGCCAUUCCUCCUCCACCUCCACCACCUCUACUACCUACCGGCCCCAAAGCAGAUGCCGAACCAUCACAGUCAAAGGUAGACAAUGUGCCGCCCCCUACAGCUCCCAAGGGACCAUCUGGUAAAUCCUCCCUACACCCGGCCUUGCAGCUCCAACCGCCAGACGGACCUCGCGCAGCUGCCAAACCGGUGUCUCUGGUCGAACAAACUCCCAUCCUGGACCAGAUCAAACGAGACCCUUACAUCUUCAUUGCACACUGCUACGUCCCCGUCCUCAGCACCACCAUCACCCAUCUAGAACGACGUCUGAAGCUAUACGACUGGAAGUCCGUCCGAUGCGACAACACAGGAUACUAUGUCUUGUUCGAAAACUCCCGUCGAGGCGAACUCGAGUGCGAGCGCUGCUUUCGAGGCUGCCAUAUGACCGCUCUCUUCACCUACGUCAUGAACAUGGAAUGUCAACAGUACGGCAACCCGUCAUACGAACGAAGUCCCAGUCCUGAACGAGUCAAGGCCGAACAGCGCGAGAAGUCGGAAAAGGCACGGCUCAAGCGGGAGACGGAGCUGGAUGUCGAAGAGGAGAAGCGUCUACGAGCUGAAAAUGUUGAUCCAACUACGGAAGUCGUUGCCAUUGCCAUCCGUGAGCUCAGAGAUAAGCUUCUGGAAGACAUCAAGACUCGAAUUGCGGCUCCGGCGCUCUACGACUUUCUCGAUCCGGACCGACACCGCGCAAAGAGGCAGAAGCUGGGUAUUGCCGAUCCGCAGGGAAUCAAGAAGCCGGCUUUCUACCUCGAUACGGCGCUGGGAGAAAGCACCACGGAUUCACGAAACAGUCCCGCACCAGGCAGUGCGCAGUCGAAGAACGUCCUCGCCUUACCGCGCAUUAGAAAAGCACGAGACUUUGAACGGAACAAUUCAGCCUUUGUCGAUGAGCGAAGACGUCGUCCCACCGUUCGCAGAAGGGAAUUCAGACCACUCUACCACCGUCUUCAACAGCUUCACGAUGAAGACGAUUCCGACGAUGAGCAGCAGACCUCCUUCACCCGGGAUACCGAAGACCAGGAAUCUCGACCACUCUCCCGUCUAUCCAGCGAGGCAGAUAACGACGAGGAUGAGAAUCUCCGUGGCUCGCUUGUUCCCAGCGUGUCUGGCUUUGGAGACUCCGGUCUCGACUCAGCGGGCAUCAAGGACGAGCUGGAUGAUCUCGACCGUGAGAUGCUGGGAGAGCCAGGCGACUACGACCAUGUCUCGAAGAAACGGAAACGACUCAGCCUGGAGCUGCUGGAGAUGGAGAAGCGGCGGAAGAAAGUGGACGAGUUAUUCGGUGUUGAUACGUCUCAUCUUAGCCAGGAGCCAGACGAUGAUCUGUCUGUGAUCGUGGACUCGCAGGCUCAACCACUCGGUAAAGACAAGAGCAAGAAACCGAAGAAGAAGACCAAGAAACAGCUUCUCGAGGAGAAGAAGGCGCUUAAGCUUGCUGAACUUCAGGCUGCGGCGGAUCAGGGUCUGGUUUCAAAGGUUGAUGACAUCUCACUCGCCGUCACGCCUGUUGAAGGCGAGAUUGAUAUCGAAGGCAAGGAGGAAGAGGAGGAAGAAGAGGAGGAAGACGCAUACGUCAAGCCAGAGGUAGAAUGGGGAUUGUCGACCACGGAACCAAAACCCACGGUCGAAGACGACGAAGGAAUCGUCCUCGAUCUCGACGGAUGGCAGAACCUAGUCAAGGACACAGAAGACCUUCGUUUCCUCCGAGAAGCCCUACAAUCAACCUCGCUUUCAAGCAUACCCGACACCCCCAUCGCCAACAUCACAGCCUGGGCCUGGAACCAGAAACAAAUCAAGGCCAUCAACAGCCACGGCGCCCGAGGUCCCGUCCACUCCGAAAUAAAGAUAGAAGGCUACUACGUCCCCAACCCGACCGGCUCAGCUCGCACCGACGGCCGCAAACGAAUCCUCGAAUCCGAAAAAUCCAAAUACCUCCCUCACCGCAUCAAGGUCCAAAAGGCCCGCGAAGAACGCGAAGCCCUAGCCAAAAACGAUCCCGCCGCCGCCGACGCAGCAGCCAGAGUCAUCGCAACCAAAACCAUCUCGAAAUCAACCCUUACUUCCUCCCGCUCGAACCGCGUCAACAACCGCCGUCUGGUAGCCGACAUCAACGCCCAGAAACAAGCAUUGCCCACUCAAAGCGGCGAAGGAGACGUGCUGCGCUUCAACCAGCUUAAGAAGCGCAAGAAGCCUGUCCGGUUCGCUCGUUCGGCAAUUCACAAUUGGGGUCUAUAUGCUGAAGAAAACAUCACUGCAAACGACAUGAUUAUUGAGUACGUUGGUGAGAAAGUACGACAGCAGGUUGCUGAUAUGCGUGAACGACGGUAUCUCAAGUCCGGCAUUGGAAGCAGCUACUUGUUUCGUAUUGAUGAGAAUACCGUCAUCGACGCUACGAAGCAUGGCGGUAUAGCGCGAUUCAUCAACCAUAGCUGCACGCCCAACUGCACGGCGAAAAUCAUCAAGGUCGACGGAAGUAAACGUAUUGUCAUUUAUGCCCUUAGGGAUAUCGAGAGAGAUGAAGAAUUGACAUACGACUACAAGUUCGAGCGAGAAUGGGAUAGCGACGACCGUAUCCCUUGUCUCUGCGGCUCGACGGGCUGCAAGGGAUUCCUCAAUUAA